AACCGGAAAACAUGGAGAUUGCGGCGGUGAAGUCCGGCACUAUCGUCAAGUGCAUCAACUCCCUCGAACGGGAGGGACGGUUUUUGUAUUCGCUCAGAGCUUCUCCCUAUAUUGUUCGCUGUUAUGGGGAGGAUAGGAGUGUGGAGAACGGAUUUGAGGUUUAUAACCUUCUUCUCGAGUACGCUACCGGCGGGACUCUCGGCGACUUGCUCAGGUCCCGCGAGGGAGGCUUGCCGGAAUCGGAUGUUGCAUGGUACGCCUAUCAGCUUCUCAAGGGUAUUCAUCACGUUCAUAGCCUAGGGUUCGUCCACUGCGAUAUAAAGCCGGAUAACGUCCUGGUCUUCCUCAGACGCCACGCCAGGAAUUGGAUCAAGCUCUGCGAUUUCGGGCUAGCCAAGACGGCCGGCGGGAGCAACUUUUUCGGCGACAAUCAUCGCGGCGCGUUACGGUACGCGCCGCCGGAAUCUUUGAGAUGGAGACACUACGACGCGCCUAAGGACAUUUGGGCGCUGGGUUGCAUCGUCGUUCAGAUGAUCACCGGAAAACCCGCCUGGGAAUUUAGCUAUAACUGUAACUUAUUAUCAACCGAGGAUAGUGUAUCCCCUUCCGCCCUGGCUUUUCUGAGAAACUGUUUCCAAUGGGACCCACGGCGAAGAUGGACGGCGGAGAUGCUGCUUUCUCACCCGUUUAUAAUCAGAAAUAACCAUUGGUUUGAGAUUGAAGAAAGGGAAGAAGAUGAAGGGCCUCUGAAAAACCCUUUCGGCUCUGAAGAUUGGAAUUCCAGUGAGAAUCUGUUUACAGUAGGGCCGCCAUCAACUUCAUGCUUUGAUACUAUGGAGAGCUAUAGUAUUUGGGAUAACCAUGAUCCUUUGUCUUUUUUUUGGGAAACCCAAAAAAAAAACUCGCAUGAAGUUUAAUUUAGCCUAGGUAUCUCAAUUUUGAAUGAUGAGAAAACUCGCAUAUAUAUACUUCAUGUAUCUCAAUUUCGAAUGAUGAAAAAACUCU
Ipomoea triloba (trilobed morning glory) is the source of this 1005-nucleotide messenger RNA. Its product is annotated as mitogen-activated protein kinase kinase kinase 17-like. The record is from RefSeq and is a predicted model, not a curated record. The transcript has 2 exons. Bases 12 to 917 code for a protein of 301 amino acids. Lineage: Eukaryota; Viridiplantae; Streptophyta; Magnoliopsida; Solanales; Convolvulaceae. Gene Ontology annotation, molecular function: ATP binding; protein kinase activity. Gene Ontology annotation, biological process: protein phosphorylation.